This is a messenger RNA of Helicoverpa zea (corn earworm), 1984 nucleotides long. RefSeq names its product gonadotropin-releasing hormone receptor (gene NGR-A21). The transcript has 7 exons. The record is from RefSeq and is a predicted model, not a curated record. Gene Ontology annotation, cellular component: membrane. Gene Ontology annotation, molecular function: corazonin receptor activity. The coding region runs from base 305 to 1618 and encodes 437 amino acids. NCBI's taxonomy places the organism in Eukaryota, Metazoa, Arthropoda, Insecta, Lepidoptera, Noctuidae. Gene Ontology annotation, biological process: neuropeptide signaling pathway.
UAGUUACCGAACCGACGCGACGUCUGGAUGCGUUACCGAGCGACAGUGACGCGGAAAAAAGUUUGUUAACGUAUUUUGAACUAAAAUAAUUUAAUAAAUAUUCGAGUAUAUAAGUGGACUAAUGUAUUGAACGAGGAUUUUGUUUAUCGAGUUUUUUGUUGGAUCAGUUUUUUGGAGUUUGGAAACUAUUGUGGACGUUUGGAUUACCACAGUACUGGAAUUCUACGUAAUAGCUGCACCAUGGUUCAACGCCAUACACUGCAAUAACAUUACAAAACAAGUUGUUGAAGACGCAUGACGAAACAUGGACAGCGCAGGCAACAAUACCACAUUAUAUGACGAUGACGCACUAUACCCAAGCGAACUGGCCCUUCAUACUGAAUUUAGUUCGGCAGAAACUGUUAUCACAAGCUGUACCAAAUGGCCGAUGGAAAAAUGUCUAGAAACAUUUCUUUUUAAUGACACACCUGCUGAUGACGUCAUAAACAGCAUUUACGUCUACAACGGCACUCAGAUCCGAUGUUUGGAUCACGCCCCAGUUUUAACUAAAAGCACUCUUAUCAGAGCAAGCGUACUCUCUGCAAUGGCUGUAUUAUCAUUCUUUGGCAAUUUGGCAACGAUUAUUAGUAUACAGAGAGGUAAAAGGGGCCGAGGAAGAGCGAGACCGUCAUGGACAGCGAUUUAUAGUUUGAUAUUCCAACUGAGCAUAGCCGACUUGUUGGUGACUGUUUUUUGCAUAGCCGGUGAAGCGGCAUGGUCGUUCACAGUACAAUGGUACGCUGGGAAUAUAGCAUGCAAAUUGUUCAAGUUCCUGCAGAUGUUCGCUUUGUAUCUGAGUACUUUUAUACUAGUGCUUAUUGGAGUGGACAGAUGGCUGGCUGUAAAGUAUCCGAUGCGAAGUAUGGCGACUGCGACGAGAAGUGGAAGACUCGUAAUUAUCGCGUGGGUGCUGAGUCUUGUACUAAGUGUACCACAGGCAGUGGUAUUCAGCGUGGUACAAGGGCCGUUCGUGGAAGACUUCUACCAGUGUGUCACACAUGGCUUCUACACGGAGCGAUGGCAGGAACAAGCUUAUACCACAUUGUCAUUGGUGUUCAUGUUUAUACUGCCUCUAGUCAUACUUGUGUCUACAUACGUGUCUACGGUUAGGACUAUUGCUAAGAGUGAAAAGGUAUUCAAGCCCGAAGUAAGGAGACAGGAGAAGUACUUUACUCCCGAUAUGAAUAGGAGGAGACUCAUUGACAGGGCGAAAAUGAAGUCUUUGAGGAUGUCGGUCGUCAUUGUCGCGGCUUUCCUUAUCUGGUGGACACCUUAUUACGUUAUGAUGAUCAUCUUUACAUUCUACAACCCUGACAAAGACCAAAGUGAAGAGCUCCUGAGUGGGAUUUUCUUCUUUGGCAUGUCAAACAGUCUAGUCAAUCCCGUUAUAUAUGGGGCUUUCCAUUUGUGGCCCAAGAAGAAUCGGUCUCACCGACAUAGCGACAGGGAGUCAGGAGGCCACCACGCUUCACUGCUCCGUCGAGGUGACAACAACACUUCUUCCAUCAGACUGACCUUCAACCGCUCCAUGAGGUCCUCCGCCAAAUACUCUAACGGACACAACGUUAGUUUAUUAUAACCACUGCGAAAAAACAUGAACAAACGGGUAAUAACUAUACCCGAAGAAACUGUGCAUUUGAACACAAACAGACAAGUGACUUGUGUUGUGUGCAUCGAAAGACAAAGAAUGAGUAGUCGGUACCAUUAUACCGAUUUUUAACUGUAUAUAAGUGAGUAAAUAAGCGUAGAUUUAAGAUUUGCUGUAUAUAUUUUGUACAUAUUUCUAAGUCUUUAAAGUAGUGUUUUAUAAUGUAACGGUGGCUGCGCAUCUAAAAAAGAACGUGCAAUAUUUUUGGCGUUCGUUUUUAUAUGUGUACCUACCUUAAUGCCAUUUGAUGUUGUGAUCUGAGAUUAGUAGAGUUAUUAAAGUUUAUUAUGAAGCUUU